AUGACAGAAGAAUCACAGAAGAUCACGAUUUCCAUCGAUCGUGGUGGCACAUUCACUGAUGUCCAUGCUAUCGUGCCUGGUCGCCCAGAUAUUAUCCUCAAGCUUCUCUCCGUCGAUCCCGGUCAUUAUGAAGAUGCUCCUACGGAAGGCGUCCGUCAGAUCCUCGAGCUCGUUACAGGCAAGCCUCAUCCUCGAGGUCAGCCACUCGAGCUGGGUCCGAUUGGCUCGCUGCGCAUGGGAACCACAGUUGCGACAAAUGCCUUGCUUGAACGGAAAGGCGCUCGGUCGGUGCUCUUCACGACAAAGGGAUUCCGAGAUCUUCUGAGAAUAGGAGAUCAGUCGCGGCCGAAUAUCUUCGAUCUGACGGUGGCCCGACCGGGUGUUCUGCCGGAAAGUGUGGUUGAAGUUGAUGAGCGAGUUGUUCCCUGCCACCCGUCCGCCGACAAGGACUGCUUCUCGAACGCCCGCAUUGUCGAGGGUAUCACUGGCGAGAAGUUUCGCGUGGUGAAGGAAUUAGAUCUUGAUGCGAUCCGGCCGGAACUGGAGCGGUUGAAGGAGCAGGGCUACCAGUCGCUGUCCGUUGCUUUGGUCCAUUCGUUUGCGUAUCCUGAGCACGAACGCUUGAUCGGAGAGCUUGCUGAGAGCAUGGGGUUCUCCGUCACAUUAUCCUCCAAAUUACAACCCAUGAUCAAGAUCGUACCCCGAGGCAUGUCGGCCGCUGCUGAUGCCUAUCUGACACCAGUCAUCAAGAAAUACAUCGACUCCAUCUCCGCCAGCUUUGAAGGCGGGUUGGAAAAGCAGGGGAAAUGUCGCUUCGAGUUCAUGCAAUCCGACGGCGGUCUGGUUGACUUCCGCCGGUUCAGCGGACUGAAAGCGAUCUUGUCAGGUCCAGCUGCAGGUGUUGUCGGGUUUGCAGCGACCAGCUGGGAUCCCACUGAGAAGAUUCCCGUCAUCGGCUUCGAUAUGGGCGGUACCUCAACGGAUGUGUCGCGUUUCGACGGCCACCUUGAGCAUGUGUUCGGAUCCAAGGUUGCCGGUAUUUUGAUCCAAUCGCCACAGCUCGACAUCAACACGGUGGCAGCCGGCGGAGGCUCCAUUCUCACCUGGCGAAACGGUCUGUUUUACGUCGGACCCGAGUCCGCCUCCGCCCAUCCUGGACCGGCUUGCUAUCGCAAGGGUGGCCCUUUGACUGUCACAGACGCCAACUUAUUCCUUGGUCGCUUAUUGCCAGAAUAUUUCCCGCACAUUUUCGGUCCAAAUGAGGACCAGCCACUCGAUCUGGAGGUUACUACCAAGCUGUUCAACGAGCUGACGGACAAGAUCAACGCGGAGAGGAGAGAGAAGGGUCAAUCGGAAUAUUCCCCGGAGGAUAUCGCCCUGGGAUUUCUGAAAGUGGCCGAUGAGUCCAUGGCGCGCCCGAUCCGCAACCUGACCGAGGCCCGUGGGUUUGAAACAGCUUCUCAUCAUCUGGCUUGCUUUGGAGGCGCCGGUGGCCAGCAUGCAUGCUCUGUUGCCGCAUCCUUGGGUAUCACCCGCAUCAUCAUCCACAAGUACUCCUCCGUUUUGUCGGCGUAUGGUUUGGCCCUGGCUGAGGUGGUCAAGGAGUCGCAGGAGCCGGUCUCCACCGAUUUCCUGGCCUUUCAAAGCACUCUUAAGAAGCGUUUCGGUGACAUGACCAAGGCCGCUACGGAGGAGAUGAUCACUCAAGGCUUCCGGGCUGACCAGGUCCAACACGAGAUGUACCUCAACAUGCGGUAUGAGGGCUCAGAUACCAGUCUGAUGAUCUUGAAGCCGGAUGAAGACAAUGGGUUCCUCGACCAGUUCAAGGAGCGUCAUCGCAGAGAGUUCGGCUUCAACUCUGAUAGACCGGUUCUCGUUGACGAUAUCCGUGUGCGUACCAUUGCUUCUUCCAAGGUCCGCACGGAGAAGAGUCCUCUGGUUCAACUGAGGGGGGCUUCGCUCAAGGACGUCAGUGGACAGCCGGACAAUACCACAAAGGCGUACUUCGACGGCUCUUCCAGCCGCAUCGACACCCCUGUUUAUCUUCUUGACAAGCUCGAAAGGAAUAGCCGUGUCCACGGUCCGGCGGUGAUCAUCGACAAGACUCAGACUGUCGUCGUUUCUCCCAAUGCUGUUGCUAGCAUCCUGGAGACAUGCAUUGUCAUUGACCUGAAGGACACUAAGACAGAUACACCGGCCGCACAUGACGAGCCGUCUCACAUCGAUCCUAUUCGCCUGAGUAUCUUUGGUCAUCGCUUCAUGUCGAUCGCCGAGCAGAUGGGCCGCACACUCCAGAAGACCUCGGUGUCAACCAACAUCAAGGAACGAUUAGACUUCUCCUGUGCUUUGUUCUCUCCGGACGGUGGCCUUGUGGCUAAUGCGCCCCAUGUGCCGGUUCACCUGGGCUCCAUGCAAUUCGCUGUUCGUUACCAGCACCAGAAAUGGCUGGGCAAUCUGAAGGAUGGUGACGUCCUUGUCGCGAACCACCCCAGCUGCGGUGGAACUCAUUUGCCAGACAUUACGGUCAUUACGCCCGUGUUCGACCGUCCUGGUGGCACCGAGAUCAUGUUCUACGUAGCAUCCCGCGGCCAUCACGCCGACAUUGGCGGCAUUCUACCAGGAUCGAUGCCCCCCAAGUCCACCGAACUGUGGCAGGAGGGCGCAGCGAUCGAGGGAGACAAGGUGGUCAGCAACGGCGUCUUUGACGAAAAACGCAUGAUCGAGCUGCUGGUCGACGGUCCUGCUCAGUACCCUGGCUCCUCGGGCGCCAGAUGCAUCAGCGACAACAUCUCGGAUCUGAAGGCGCAAAUUGCCGCCAACGCCCGUGGUAUCUCUCUGAUCCAGGCUCUGUUCGCAGAGUACGGCGUGGCGACCGUCCAAAAGUACAUGUAUGCCAUUCAGCACACCGCCGAGAUGGCCGUUCGCGAGCUCCUCAAGCAGCUCCACAAGAAGUUCGAAGGCCAGCCACUCGAAGCCGUGGACUACAUGGACGAUGGCACCCCGAUCAAACUCAAGAUCACCAUCAACGGCGAAGACGGUUCUGCGUUGUUCGACUUUGACGGCACCGGCCCGGAAGUGUAUGGCGGCUGGAACGCACCGAUUGCCAUCACCCAUUCAGCGAUCAUCUACUGCCUGCGGUGCAUGGUCAACGCCGACGUACCGCUCAACCAGGGCUGUCUCGCGCCGAUCGACAUCCACGUGCCGUCGCCUAGCAUCCUUUCGCCGACCAAGACGGCGGCCGUCGUCGGCGGCAACGUGGUGACCUCGCAGCGCAUCACGGACGUCGUACUCAAAGCGUUCCGCGCGUGCGCCGCGUCGCAGGGAUGCUGCAACAACCUCACGUUCGGCAUGAACUCCCGCGUCGACCCGGAGACCGGGGUCACGAUCCCGGGCUUCGGAUACUACGAGACGAUCGCGGGAGGCAGCGGCGCGGGGCCGACGUGGGACGGCGAGUCCGGCGUGCACGUGCACAUGACCAACACGCGGAUCACGGACCCAGAGAUCCUGGAGAAGCGGUACCCGACGCUGCUGCGGCAGUUCACGCUCCGGCCCGGGUCGGGCGGUCGGGGCCUGCAUCCCGGGGGUGACGGCGUGGUGCGCGAGAUCGAGUUCCUAGCGCCGAUGCAGUGCUCGAUUCUCUCGGAGCGGCGCGUGUUCCGUCCGUAUGGCCUGGAAGGGGGCGAGGAUGCGCAGCCGGGGCUGAACCUAUGGGUGACGACGAACGAGGAGACUGGGGAAGAGCGCCAGGUGAAUAUUGGCGGGAAGAAUACUGUGUCGGUUAAGACCCACGAUCGGUUUGUGAUUAUGACGGCUGGCGGUGGUGGUUGGGGGAGCUGCUUAGUUUGA
Aspergillus clavatus NRRL 1 is the source of this 3846-nucleotide messenger RNA. Its product is annotated as 5-oxoprolinase. Bases 1 to 3846 code for a protein of 1281 amino acids. Gene Ontology annotation, molecular function: 5-oxoprolinase (ATP-hydrolyzing) activity. Gene Ontology annotation, biological process: glutathione metabolic process. Gene Ontology annotation, cellular component: cytosol. The record is from RefSeq and is a predicted model, not a curated record. NCBI's taxonomy places the organism in Eukaryota, Fungi, Ascomycota, Eurotiomycetes, Eurotiales, Aspergillaceae. The transcript is spliced from 2 exons.